AACAAUAACAGGAAGCCAUCCCGGGGGGAAGUGGGCCAGGGCCAGCUGGAAAACCUGAAGGGGCGGUGGCCAGGCCUCCCUCGCCGGCAGGGUGUGGCUCCCCUCCAGAGGCAGUCAACGGAGCUCCACAGAACUCCACUCCACACUCGGCCUUGACAGACAGACUAUCCGACGGAACGGAGAUACCCUUCAGCCCACGGGCGAGAUCUGUCCCUCCUAGGAAGAUGCAGAGGCUCAUGAUGCUGGUGGCCACAUUGGGUGCCUGCUUGGGUCUGCUGGCAGCAGCCGCAGUGGCAGCAGCAGGUGCCCACCCUGUCCAGCAGGAUACCCCCAGCCUGCUGCCCACCCACCAGCGCCAAAAGAGAGACUGGAUUUGGAACCAGAUGCACAUUGAUGAAGAGAAAAAUGCCUCACUGCCCCAUUAUGUGGGCAAGAUCAAGUCAAGUGUGAAUCGCAAGAAUGCCAAGUACCUGCUCAAAGGAGAGUCUGCCGGCAAAGUCUUCCGGGUCAAUGCAGACACAGGAGACGUGUAUGCCUUUGAGAGGUUGGACCGAGAGAAGAUCUCUGAGUACCAACUAGUGGCCCUCAUCGUGGACAAAGACACCAACAAAAACCUAGAGCCUCCUUCUAACUUCACCAUCAAAGUUCACGAUGUGAAUGACAACUGGCCUGUGUUCACACAACGGUUGUUCAAUGCAUCAGUGCCUGAAAUGUCAGCUGUGGGGACCUCGGUCAUCCGUGUGACAGCAAUGGAUGCAGAUGACCCCACAGUGGCAGAUCACGCCUCUGUCAUGUAUCAAAUCCUGAAGGGAGAAGAGAAUUUUGCCAUCGAUAAAUCUGGACUCAUUUUCACAACAACCAAAAACUUGGACCGAGAGACACAGGCCAGGUACGAGAUCGUGGUGGAAGCACGAGAUGCCCAGGGCCUCCAGGGGCACUCAGGCACAGCCACCGUGCUGGUUACUCUGCAAGACGUCAAUGACAACUUUCCCAUCUUCAUCCAGACCACGUACACGUUUGCUGUGCCUGAAGAUAUCCGCGUAGGCAGCCCCGUGGGCUCUCUGUUUGUUGAGGACCCAGAUGAGCCCCAGAACCGGAAGACCAAGUACAGCAUCGUGCAGGGCGAGUACAGGGACACUUUCACCAUCGAGACAGACCCCAACCACAACGAGGGCAUCAUCAAGCCCAGGAAGCUCCUGGACUAUGAACACAUUCGGCAAUACAGCUUCACCAUUGAGGCUACAGAUCCCACCAUCAACCUCCGAUACCUGAGCAGCACCCCCGUCAGAAACCAAGCCCGUGUCAUCAUUGAUGUCACAGACGUGGAUGAGCCACCCGUCUUCCAGCAGCACUUCUACCACUUCCAGCUGCCGGAGAACCAGAAGAAACCUCUGAUCGGCACAGUGCGGGCCACAGACCCGGAUGAGACUCGGCACAAUAUUGGGUACUCCAUCCGCAGGACCAGUGACAAGGGCCAAUUCUUCCGAGUAAGCAAACAGGGGAACAUUUACAAUGACAAAGAACUGGACAGAGAACUCUAUCCCUGGUAUAACCUGACUGUGGAGGCCAAAGAACUGGAUAUUAGUGGGAACCCCACAGGCAAAGAAUCCAUUGUGCAGGUCCACAUUGAAGUUCUGGAUGAGAAUGACAAUGCCCCAGAGUUUGCUGAGCCCUACAAUCCCAAAGUGUGUGAAAAUGCUGCCAUGGGCAAGCUGGUCCUACAGAUCUCCGCAAUAGACAAGGACAUAAUUCCACAAAACAUGAAGUUCAAGUUCUCCCUGAAUACUCAGGACAGCAACUUCACCCUCACGGAUAAUCACGAUAACACAGCCAACAUCACAGUCAAGUACGGGCAGUUUGACCGCGAGCGUGCCAAGGUCCACUUCCUACCCGUGAUCAUCUCAGACAAUGGGAGUCCAAGCCUCACAGGCACCAGCACACUGGCGGUGGCCGUGUGCAAGUGUAAUGAGCAGGGCGAGUUCACCUUCUGUGAAGAUAUGGCCUCCCAGGCGGGCAUCAGCAUCCAGGCGCUGGUAGCCAUCUUCCUCUGCAUACUCACCAUCACAGUGAUCACCCUGCUGAUCUUCCUGCGGCGGCGGCUCCGGAAGCAGACGGGCGCCCACGGCAAGAACGUGCCCGAGAUCCACGAGCAGCUGGUCACCUACGACGAGGAGGGCGGCGGCGAAAUGGACACCACCAGCUACGACGUGUCGGUGCUCAACUCGGUGCGCCACGGCGGGGUCAGGUCCCCCCACCCCGAGCUGGACGCCCGGCCGUCCCUGUACGCCCAGGUGCAGAAACCUCUGCGACACGCGCCCGGGGCGCACGGUGUGCCCAGGGAGAUGGCCACCAUGAUCGAGGUGAAGAAGGAGGAGGCGGACCAAGACGGCGGUGGUCCCCCCUACGACACGUUGCACAUCUACGACUACGAGGGCUCCGAGUCCAUCGCUGAGUCCCUCAGCUCACUGGGCACCAACUCAUCUGGCUCCGACAUCGAUUACGACUUCCUUAAUGACUGGGGGCCCAGGUUCAAAAUGCUGGCGGAGCUGUACGGCUCAGACCCCCGGGAGCAGCUAAUGUUUUAGGGGGCCAUAGCCCUCUGAGCCUGGGGG
Messenger RNA from Carlito syrichta (Philippine tarsier), 2612 nucleotides. It is a transcript of the gene CDH5, whose product is annotated as cadherin 5. Gene Ontology annotation, cellular component: adherens junction; plasma membrane; bicellular tight junction. Gene Ontology annotation, molecular function: cadherin binding; calcium ion binding. Gene Ontology annotation, biological process: multicellular organism development; calcium-dependent cell-cell adhesion; cell morphogenesis. NCBI's taxonomy places the organism in Eukaryota, Metazoa, Chordata, Mammalia, Primates, Tarsiidae. The record is from RefSeq and is a predicted model, not a curated record. The transcript has 12 exons. Bases 225 to 2585 code for a protein of 786 amino acids.